AUCUCAUAAUUGUUGACGGUAGGUCAUAUAUUUAAAUCUGCACAUAAACGAUACUUCACGAAGGUUUAUAGUAUCUUAAAGUGACUGAAUGUCUAAACGAAAAUGGUGGUUCUAAUAAAAUUUACGCAUUUGAUACAGAAUAUGAACAAAUUCCUACUGUUUGGAAUAUUAUUUCUAACACGGACAUCUGAAAGCCGAACAUAUGACAUGGAGGACUAUUGUGGAAAGGAGCUAAGUAUGAUCCUUGAGUCGACUUAUCAGCUGAAGCUUGAACUCUCGGACAAGCAUAUUUACGAUCGAGAGUGGUCAAGCAGUUGUGAGACAACAGUAGAAGCCUGGAACACACCGUAUAGAAAACUGAUGUUCUACUUUGAUGACCUUGAUCUUGAUUGCGAUGAUGGUCAUUUAGAAUUUUUCGUUGGUCAAAGAAGUAAAACAAGGAUGACCGGCUUAGAGAAAAAUAUCUGCGGGGAAAAUAAAAAAUCUCGUGAAGUAUUUACAGUCGAUGCCAGAUAUCUUCGAAUAAGAUACGUUCCCAGAAAGAGUCAAUCGAACAGUGACAUAUUUUCAAUGAUUGUUACAUCUUACAGUGACGACAAGUGUCCGAGUAAUGCUUACGAAUGUGACAACUCACGUUGCAUCAAUAACGAUAUUGCAUGUGAUGAGCACGAUUCCUGCGGUGACGGGUCCGGCUGCGAUGAUGACGUCACUGAUGCUGGUUUCAUCAUUGGCGUUGUCAUUGGAGGAUUAGUUGUGUUAGCGUUCAUUAUCAGCGUGAUCGUCUGCUGUAUUUGUUGUAAAAGGAAGACUGCAAAAGCUCAAGGGACAGUUCAGUAUCAGGACAACUCCGUUGCUACAGCAGCUACAAAUGCUACUUCCGGUCAACGCCAAGGAUAUAGUCAACCAGUCUAUGGAGAACCUAAUACCAACAGACAGACACAGUAUCCAGUCGCCUCAACAAGUAUUCUACCAACAACUCCAGUAGCAUCGGGGUAUCGAGCUACUUUCCAAGAACCUGUUCCAGUAUUAUCGUACGGACAACAACGUAUUUCACCACCACCAUAUUCGGAAAUCUUCGCACAGUCUGACCACAAAGCGACAUCCGGUCCUUAUACUUCCGCAAGCAAUAACAAACACGAGUAAAUAAACUUUGGCAGUGCACGUGAACCACGUGCAUACGGCAAUGCAAAGCAAGCAUCUCGGAAAUGUUAACUUAGAUGAUCAUGUCACCUGUGAUUUUAUUGUAAUUUUUGACAUAAUCAUGAUAAUUCGUAUGUUAUCCGCAGACUGCGGGUUCGAUAGUCCAAUAAUAAGAUGCCGGACAACGUAGAUAUUAAGCAACUUUUUGUAAACCGAUAUAAAAUAAGGAUUUCAAGAUAAAGUUGAAGUUUAGUUCAUGAUAUUUGAU
Messenger RNA from Mercenaria mercenaria, 1408 nucleotides. RefSeq lists its product as uncharacterized. Bases 103 to 1143 code for a protein of 346 amino acids. The record is from RefSeq and is a predicted model, not a curated record. Gene Ontology annotation, molecular function: protein binding. The transcript has 5 exons. Lineage: Eukaryota; Metazoa; Mollusca; Bivalvia; Venerida; Veneridae.